This is a messenger RNA of Drosophila miranda, 1576 nucleotides long. RefSeq names its product skin secretory protein xP2. The transcript has 2 exons. Bases 703 to 1533 code for a protein of 276 amino acids. NCBI's taxonomy places the organism in Eukaryota, Metazoa, Arthropoda, Insecta, Diptera, Drosophilidae. The record is from RefSeq and is a predicted model, not a curated record.
CAGAAGACGUUAACCUUUUGGGGGGAAGACUCUUCGCUUUGAACUGUCUGUUUGCUCUUGAGACUUCCCUAUGAUCUAUCCAUCUUUCAGAUAAUCAAUCAACGUAUCAUUCAACCUAUCAAGUGGCACAUUAAGUCAUUAACUUUUGGCAUUAGAUAUUGUUUCAAUAAGCGGCUGAAGCUAAUGGUUGACUCGGAUAGUUUAUGACCUGAUAACUAUCCAAAUAUCGUGGCCUGGAAUCGUGUGUGUCGUGUAUCAAUAACUCCCUGAAGAGAGCCAGCUACUGUUUGGGCCACUGAUCACCGUCAUUAAAAGUAUCUCGGUGUAUAGUUGUAGACGGUGGAGCCUAAUCGAGUUAAAUAUACAUUUUCUCAAACAAAAAGCAAAAGCGAAAUAUCAGGUUUGUGAUAAUUCGAUUUUUGGCAACAAAAAAAUAAUGCUGCAAUAUGGUAUAGCAUGGUAUCCUUAUGAAUAUUUAUAAUCGAAUAGAGUCGCGGUUCUCUGACGAUUGACAGCCAAAAAAUGAGAGUUUUUAUAAUCCAUACACUCCGGUACACCCGACCCGACCGAGUGGAGUGGAGUGGAAUGGAUGGAGACGAGCCACACAUCUAGUGGCGCGGUCGAAGGUAUUUGGCUAAUUAAACAAAUUUUUCGAGACAAAAUGCGGAGAAAAACGUUUUGGGGGUUCUAUUGAUUUAUGAUAUGGCAGCACUUCCGUUUAAGUCCGCAGAAUCGGCGACUCGUAUAAAAGUACAGGAGCCCCAGCAUAGAGAUAUUAUUCGAUUCGUUGCCCCAUCAGCACACAGAUCAUCAAAAAUGAAAUUCCUCGUCUUGGCUCUGGCUUUGGUUGGUUGCGUGGCCGCCGAUGGUGGCUACAACUACGGAGCACCCGCUCCAGUGAGGUCUUAUCAGCCCGCCCCUCAGGUACAGCAUAAUUUUGCGGCCUCCGCUCCGGCUCCAGUGGCUGCCCCGGCUCCAGCGCCAGCUCCAGCACCAGUGUUCCAGGCUGCUGAAUCAGCCCCAGCCCCAUCUAGAAGCUACGUGCCCCCAGCACCUGCUGCCUCCGCACCCGUCCAGUCCUUCGCCCCUGCUCCUGCACCAGCUCCAGUCGUCCAGCCUGCUGCCUCUGCCCCGGCUCCAGUCCGUUCCUAUGUGCCACCAGCACCAGUGCGGCAGCAUCAUUUUGCUGCCUCCGCUCCGGCUCCAGUUGCUGCUCCUGCUCCGGCUCCCGCUCCAGUCUUCCAGCCUGCUGCCUCUGCCCCGGCUCCUGUCCGUUCCUAUGUGCCCCCUGCACCCGUUGCUGCAGCCUCCGCUCCCGUCCAGUCCUUCGCUGCCCCUGCACCAGCUCCCGCUCCAGUACAGUCCUUCGCCCCAGCCCCCUCCUUCCAGGCUCCGGAGGCAGCCCCAGCCUUCGAGGCUGCCGCCUCUGCCCCGGCUCCAGCCCGCUCCGGCUACGACUACAGCCAGCCCCAGUCCAGCCAGGGCUACAGAUACAGGACCGUGCGUCGUCGCGUCCUGAGGCACCGUGCUUAAGGUGGGAAACCCCAGAAAAACGACACCGAAAUAAACGAUUAUG